Molecule: messenger RNA, 1527 nt
Organism: Lacerta agilis (Sand lizard)
Lineage: Eukaryota; Metazoa; Chordata; Lepidosauria; Squamata; Lacertidae
Product: coagulation factor VII-like
Exons: 8
Coding region: 121-1440 (439 amino acids)
Biological process (GO): proteolysis; blood coagulation
Cellular component (GO): extracellular region
Molecular function (GO): serine-type endopeptidase activity; calcium ion binding
Source: RefSeq, a predicted model, not a curated record
UCUCUUCCAGUGUUUCUGUACCCCCUCCUAUGACUGGAGCAAUUGCAGCAGAACUUUGGUCACAGCGAUCUUGCUGAAAUAUCAGCACACAAUUUGGGACACAGGCAUUUUGGUUUCAUCAUGAUUUCCUGUCACUUCAGCACUCAGUUUUUCUGCCUUUUCCUGGUGUUUCCGCUUUCACCCGCUGCAGUCUUCUUAAAGCAUGAGGAAGCAAGCAGUGUGCUACAAAGGAAUAAGAGAGCCAACUCCUUCUUUGAAGAGUUGAAAGCGGCAUCUCUGGAACGAGAAUGCAUGGAAGAGAAAUGUUCAUUUGAGGAAGCCAGAGAAAUCUACAAAGAUGGUGAAAGGACUAUGGAAUUCUGGAAAGUAUACACAGAUGCUAAUGAGUGUGACUCCAACCCUUGUCAGAAUGGUGGGACUUGUCAUGAUGAGUACAAGAAGUACAAUUGUUACUGUCCUGAAGAUUAUGAGGGUAGAAACUGUGAAAUUGGCCCAGAAACCAGACUGAAGUGCAUUUAUGACAAUGGCAACUGUGAGCAUUAUUGCAUCGAUAUCCCAAAUGCAGUACGACAGUGUUUCUGUGCAGAGGGAUAUAGGCUGGGAAGUGAUAAAGAAUCUUGUAUCCCAGAAGUUGAUUAUCCUUGUGGGAAAAUACCACUUCUGGCCAAAAAAAGGGAGGACCGACGGGGAAGAAUUGUAGGUGGUUAUACCUGUCCUCCAGGUGAAUGCCCAUGGCAAGCUCUCAUGAUAGAAGGUCAAAUGCAGAGGUGUGGAGGUGUUCUGAUUGCUCCAUCAUGGGUAGUUACUGCAGCCCACUGCUUCUCACAAACACGCCGUGAAACACUCAGGAUAAAGCUGGGUAAAUACAGGAUAAACCAGGAAGACGAAGGUGAACAGGAAAGAAGAGUUGCUAAAAUCAUAAUCCAUGAAAAGUAUUCUCCAAAAAAAGUUGAAAAUGAUAUUGCCUUGUUGCAGUUAGUGACCCCUGUCAAUUUCACAGAUUACGUGGUGCCCAUAUGCUUGCCUCAGCAGCGGUUUGCUGCAGAUGUGCUGAGCUUCGUUGAAUACUCCACAGUGAGUGGAUGGGGGCGUCUCUUAGAAGGCGGGGCUACGUCAGCCACACUUAUGCAAGUGAGACUCGUCAAAAUGCAUAGAAAAGAAUGUGCUCAGCACACUAACUUAAAUAUUACAAAGAACAUGUUCUGUGCAGGAUACCUUAAUGGGACUCGAGACUCUUGCGAAGGUGACAGCGGUGGGCCUCACGCCACUGAGUACAGGAACACAUGGUUUCUAACAGGGAUCGUGAGCUGGGGUAAAGGCUGUGCAGCAAUCGGCACAUAUGGAGUUUACACCAAUGUAGUCGAAUACAUUGGGUGGCUAAACAAUCACAUGCAGAAUACCUCUAGCACUGCAGUUGUACAUGCACCCUCUCGGAAUUAAGGCCUAUUGAGUUCAAUGGGAUUUAAUCACAGAUAAAUGUAUACAGCAUUGCAGUCUUCAUUAGCACUUUCCUUGAGGUGUUUUUUU